CUUUCAGUCCGCGUAGUCUGCGCGAUCACGGAGAACAUGCCUUUUGACUCUACCUUACAACCUGUUCAAACGGUGAUUCCUUACAUGAUCGUGUCUGCGUAGGGGACAAGCGCUCACCGCCGCCAGCGCUGAAAAAGGCUCGAGCGUUCAUGUACCGCAAGAUCGUCGACUCGGUGUCUGAAUUUCUUGGAAAAGGAAACGACGAAGGUGAUUUUCUGCGAAGCUCGAGCGCGCCAGUCGAUCUCACAGAGGAUAACGAUGCCGGCAAGAGCUCAGCACCCAACAUUAGGCCACCUCCCUUGCCCUCCAGACCUACUACGUACAAUACAAAGAAACUCCGUGAGAGAAUAGACGACCCAUAUCCCGAACCGCCAUCCAGGAUCCUGAAAACAGAGAGUGCCUCCAUGACCCACCAGCGCAAGGCGGAGAAAAAGGACGAGCUUCGUUUGCUGGGAAAUUUUCGCGCCCCGGACGAUGCUGUGCGGAUUGAAAUACCAUAUGCUGGCACCCAAACGGAUACAAGACCGCAUUCGCGCCCGGGACCUGACAACAAGUUGAGGACGGUGCCGAUGAGCGGGCGGAAGCCUGGCAGCGGCGGCGCUUUUCUGCCAAGGGAUACCAUUUCUCACACCAAGCAUCAAGGUAAAGCGUUUCAAACAAAUAGCUUUGGGGGGAAAGGCACGGGUGCACAUCGAAAUGAGCUCGCGGUUGAGAUUUCGAGGGGUGAAAACGUUAGAAAAGACGCGAAUGACUUUACGGAGGACGAUCGCCCAACCAAGAGACAGAGGCUGAACGAAUCAGAGCAAAGAGACGACGGGAAAGGCUCGCAAAUGGGCGGCAAAACUGCCGACGUAGAGGUUACUCGUGUGUCUAAGGCUUCAGGGCAUACCGCUCCUCAAACGAGGCGAAUUGGCAGCGUCGUGUCUUCCCGCCUGCUAAGUCCUUGGGAAGUUAGCGGAGCCCAGGAAUCUAGACAACUUGACAGAUUGCUUGAGCGUCCCGCUAGACAGCAGCCAACGAUACGAAAUUUCGAUACGGUAAUGAUUCAAGCUAGCAAGCCGGCUAAUUACACUUCCUCAUCUGCAAGGAAACCGGACAUUGGUCGGGAGGUUCUCGAGAUUUCAGACGACGAAAGCACUAACCGACAGAGUGUUGGAACGUACGAGCGGCCGUCGAAGAGACCGUUUGAUGGGGCCGAGGUGGCCACAGAGGCUCAGUGCAGAACGAAGAUCAACCAAGCGACCGGCUUGAGCGAAUUCUACCGUAUGCACGACCGAGUGAGGAAUCCUAAGAAGCCAAGGAUUUUGCGGAAUUUUGAGAUCGAAGAUGAAGAUGUGGAACCUUCAACCAUCCUUAAGUCACAGGUUCUAAAUGUUCUAGGGCCAAAAAGAAGCACCGCUCAUGGUCUCGAUUCAAAGAAGCAGGCUCAAUUGCUUGAUCAUAGUAGUCGUGGAGAGGCCCGUGAAUUGAUCCAAUCUGCUAGAAGACAAAGCCCUACGAGAAGUCCUUCCAGGAAAGGCCCUCCGAAACGUUGGCCCAGCUCACCGCAGCAGAAAUCGGAAGACACUGACCAAGAGGAUGAGCUGCACGGCAACGGCAGCAUGCCAGGCUCAUUUCUUCCGGAGAAAUCUUCAACACGGAAACCAACGGCAGCUUUGAAGCGGCUGAGCGGCAAACAAAGGCCACAUGAGCAGAAAAGUUUCAGUGUUGCAAAAUUGGUGGAUGCCAAUGGCGUUGUAUGGGAAAAUUUCGAAUUCAUGCAGCUUCAGAUCGAUGCUGGCGAUUCUUACCAUAACGCUGUGCUGCUCGAUCAGAACGGAAAACCAGUCACUCCUGGAUGCAGUUUGGAUUUGCGGAACACCCGCAAGGUAGUGUACUCGACUGAUCCACAGUCUUCAAUCAUGCGACUAGAGCUUGGUGGCACAGACCGAGUCGACAUAGAGUUCCACGACCAUGACGUGCAGAAUCAGUUCCUGGAAGCCGUGAAAGAUUUGACGACGAUCAAGGAUGAGUUAAAGAACAAAACAGCCGCAUGGAUGAAGGGUGUGUUUGGAAAGCGAGACGCACCAAAGCAGCCUUCUAUCGAAGUUAUUGAUGAUGGCGUGGAGCAAGAAGUAUUAGCGAAGCGUGUUGAAAGAAAUACCCUAGCCAUGGGCCAAGCGAAACAUGCUGCUGUUGAAGAUAGCCGACCACGCUCACGACGUACGCUUAUCUCUCAAAUGAAGGCAAAUGAAGCAUCAAAUAACCAGACUACAAUGGCUUCAGCCCUAGAGCCGGCGGAACGACGGAGUACUAGGCUCGAUGCUAGCAAUGACGUUAUUUUGCCUUCAGCUCUUAGAUCGACGAGAACGUCCAUGAGAACACAAAAAGCAACAUCGCCUUCGUCUGAACCGCACUUCGAGCGUUACUCAAAGACGCACGGUUUAGGUCGCCCAUGGGAACAACCACUUGUGUACCCAGAAGUUGGCAAGAAACGUGCCACUGUGAACUUUGCAGAUCUCGAACGCCUGGAUGAGGGAGAACUCCUUAACGACAACCUUCUUGAGUUCUACAUUCGUUGGCUUCAAGAGAAUCGGAAGGACAAGCUCAAGCCGCAUACCGCGUACUUCUUCAAUACAUUCUUCUACACAGUUCUUUCCGACACGUCCUCACUCUCAAGACUUCAACGAGCAGGCUCUAGCAUCAACUUUUCCGCUGUCGAGCGUUGGACUGCGAAGGACGAUAUUUUCAGCUACGAUUUCGUCAUUGUGCCUGUCAACGAAGCGAUGCAUUGGUAUCUGGCGAUCAUUUGCAACUUGCCCAACCUGCUACCAAGAGUCGAGAAUGCAAUAGAGAAAGACUUGCAUAUAGGCUUAGAAGCUCAAGCUGAUGACAAGAAAAGCUCCUCACAAUCUGUCAAGUUGUUGGACUCGCCAGAUGCUCGAAUUCCUGAUGAGAGUACUUCGGAGGUUGUUGAAGUGGAUGGCACAGAGGCGGAAGAGCCGAGAGUCGACGCGAUCGGAGCUGGCAAUUCUUCAAGAUCAACUCCUAACGAACCAGCCAACCGAUCUGUUGGAAUGAAGACAGGCUCUCCCAUAUCGCAGAAAGAAAACCGCGAGGCAGGACGUGGAUCGAAGACCGCUGAGAUCGUGGUUGAAAGCGAGAGGACUUUUGAUUUGGAUGAAGUCCUAUCCAAAUCAGUCAGACCGUCCGCCCCUGACAGCCAAGGGUCAAGUCAAGUGGAGAAUUCUCAGAUUAACACGUCUCAAAUGUCGGACGGCCUUUUCGGAAACGCCACUCCCUCAUCCGGAAAUAGGCAGAAAAAGGGCAGACGAAAGUCAGCUCCUCCACUCCGAAGAUACAACACCGCUCAGCCCAUGAUAGUGAUCAUGGACCCGAUGGGAACGGCGCAUCCCAGAACAGUUGCCGCACUCAAAGAGUACUUGGUUGCCGAGGCCAAACAGAAGCGGGACAUGAAUAUUGAUCGGGAUAACAUUAAGAGCAUGACGGCAAGAGCAGGCAUCCCUCAGCAGAACAAUUACUAUGACUGCGGUAUUUAUGUCCUUGGCUAUCUUGACAAAUUCAUGGAAGACCCUCAAGAAUUCGGCCGGAAGCUGCUCUCCAGAGAGUUUGAUCUGCAUGUGGACUGGCCGGAGAUGCAGCCUACAAAAAUGAGGGCACAGAUGCGGGGUAUGCUUCAGGAAUUGGCCAAGCAACAACAAGAGGCUAGAGCCGCCAAAGCGGCGGCGAGGAGAGCGGCAAAGGCACGAGCUAAGGCUUCAAUUUCAAACACAUUGGCCCCUCUUUCCGCCCAAAAAGUGUCUUCAUUGCCUGCAGGGCAAGAAAAAGCCGCUACCAUCUCAGCUCCCACAAAGCAGUGGUCACCAGAGUCGAAACCUUCCGAGGAAGUGCAAAGCGAUAGGCCACUUCCUUUGUAAGAGCAAGCACCCAUUAGCUCAGCAGCCAAGCGAGAUCACCCAGCACAAUCCACUACUGGGGUAGCGAACCCCAGUGACAGAACGCAUAUUGAAAACUUAGGGAAGCAUGAUCUAAAGAAACUCGAUGUUUUGGAGCAACCCGGACUGCUUCGCAUCUUAACACGGACUCAAAUGGUUAUCAGUCGAACCAUGCUUUGCAAUAUAUCCUGGAGUCUCAGACUUCAAGUGGAGAAGACAAUGUUGGGGUCUACCGAGAUCACAAUGAUGGUGAUGACGGCCAGUGAUCAGUUUAGAGUGAAUAAAUCGAAGGGACGGGCAUUAAUGCCGUGAAAGGGGGUCAGGAAACUUUUGGUUUAGGUCACGCAUAGCUACGACACGACGCGAACGUGUCUAGAUACUGAAUUCUGUGAAUAUGAAUUGCUUGCCGUACACACAAGUGAAUGAUUAAUAGCUAUAAACGUGCAGCAGCACGACAGGAUAGGUGUGAAUAACAGAUUCGUUC
Messenger RNA from Verruconis gallopava, 4419 nucleotides. RefSeq lists its product as uncharacterized. The coding region runs from base 150 to 3917 and encodes 1255 amino acids. The transcript is spliced from 3 exons. Gene Ontology annotation, cellular component: cytoplasm; nucleus. NCBI's taxonomy places the organism in Eukaryota, Fungi, Ascomycota, Dothideomycetes, Venturiales, Sympoventuriaceae. Gene Ontology annotation, molecular function: SUMO-specific endopeptidase activity. Gene Ontology annotation, biological process: protein desumoylation. The record is from RefSeq and is a predicted model, not a curated record.